AUGGGCUUCCCAGGUGGUGCAGAGGGAAAGAACCAACCUACCAACCCAGGAGACCCAGGAGACGUGGGUUGGAUCCCUGGCUCGGGAAGAUCCCCUGGAGCAGAAAAUGGCAACCCAUUCCAGUGUUCUUGCCUGGAAGAUUCCAUGGGCAGAGGAACCUGGAAGGCUACAGUCCACGGGGCCGAAAAAGCGUUAGACAUGACUGAGCACACACAUAACUUAUUUCUACUCCCUGAAAACUGUGGUGGAGGUGACAAGUCAGGUGACAACACAAACAGAUCAUGUUUGUGUACUAUGGCUACAUUAAAAGCAGAGAUAUCACUUUGCCAACAAAGGUCCAUCUAG
This is a messenger RNA of Rangifer tarandus platyrhynchus (Svalbard reindeer), 345 nucleotides long. The record is from the annotation of a GenBank genome assembly. Lineage: Eukaryota; Metazoa; Chordata; Mammalia; Artiodactyla; Cervidae.